GGCUCCUUUUUUUCGCAGUUGAAAAAGUCGCGUUAGUAUUAGUGGCUUUCAAGUGUUUUUGUUGAUGUACGGCAAUUUGCCAACUAAAAAUUAAUAUAAUAGAAUCAAAAGACGACUCAAAUAUUUCGCAGAAUAGUGAGUUUUGUGGCAUGAAGGUCAUGGACAUUCAUGAACAUAAGUUAUAAAGAUCUAAAUAGUUAUCUUUUCAGGUGUAGAAUUUAUUUGCGCAAUUCUGUUUCUUGAUCCUUUUAUCGGUUGAAAACCUUUCAGUUUCACGAAAUAUACGUUCUCGCUUUUCGGGCCUCUUUUUAAUUGGUCAGUCACUGACGCGGAGAAGAGCGUACAGGAACCGUGUUGGAAGGUGCCGGAGCUGCGCAAAAUGGAAAUAAGCGUGUACAGUGGAGAUCUUUAUACUCUUGAAAGACGUCCAUUCGUUUUCACGAGACAUAUAAACAAAAGGUUUUUUCUCGUUGUAAAACCCAAGCAAUGUGAUAGAAAUCUUCCUAAUAUCUUAAGGAUCGGAAACUUUUCUUCAAAAUGGAAGAACAUUCUUUUCAUGAUAGAAGCAGCCUCUCAGGAAAUUCGGGUUCGCUUGGUGCACCUGGUCAAAAACCAAAAUUACAACCAGUACGAGUUAAAGCUCUCUUAGAAACUUAUGGAAGUGAUGAUGACAGCGAAGACAGGGAACGAGACUCUGAAAAGUCCGACGAAGACUCGGAUGAUACCGAUGAUUGCACGCCUUUACCGGAAGAUUCAGUGGAUACACACACAAUCAACUAUAAUAACUUUCCAGGUCUGAACUCUAUAGCAGAAGCAACUUUGGAGAUUUCUCCUCCCACUCUUCUUUGUGCGAACGAGUUGGAUGCUGUUGAAAAAAGUAAGCUCACAGAAUUAAAAGAGAAUCUAUUCUUCCCAGAGAAUCCUGCCUUAUUUAACAAAUUCACGGAAGAUAAAGCAGUUAAAACCCCCGGAACUUCUAGUGCAGAGGGAUUAAAAGUUUAUUCAGCGCCACCCGUAAUGGAUAAUGAAAAAAACGGUACUGAUAAUUCAGCAGUAUUAAGUUUUGGUUCGGAUUCCGAAAAGCGCAGCAAGUCGCAUUCGCCAGAACCCAAAUUAAGCGCACCGACUCUCCUGAAAGAACAAGAAUAUAAACCGAGUGAAUCAAGACUCCGUCACUCUGGUCUCUGUUAUGAAAGUAGAGACCGAAAAAAUUCCUACAAAAGUAGCGAUUCCGCUUUAGAAGACUUCUCGAUUAACCAUAAGAAAAUAUUCUCCAACGACAGUAAACUAACGGCAGAAUCUAGUAACAAAGGAAAUGGGCAGUUACAAGUUCAGAGACAUUUUGAAACAGAAAACACAGCAGCUGCUCGAUCUUCCAAUACGGCUGGUCCGUCUUAUUUGGUGACUGACACUCCCUUAAAACAUACCCAGCUACCUAGUGGUACACGGCCAACACCCUGUCAUUCCCAUAAAAUUCUUUUUGUGACUCCACAAAACCAAACGACACCGCAAAAGCAAAUCGAGAGCGAUUUUCAGAAAAAUUAUGCACAAACACCGGCAACGAUUUUGUCUCACUGGUCUCAGAGUGGAUUACAAACGCCGUUGACAAGUCAAGUUGUUAACAGCAGUGGAAAUCCUGUUGUUACCUCAAGCAGUUCAAAACACGAGCUUCAAAGAUAUAGCAACGUAGAGAAAAAAAGCGUGAGGAGGCCACUGGCAGAGACAAUGAAACCGAAUCCUCCGUUAAUUAAAGAAACUGUUCCCGCCUACUUUCUGGAAACCAGACGAAAUUCAUUACAUUAUACUCCAGCUCCAAAAAUCGAAGGACCCUAUAGGCAUUCAACAGUCGAAAGCAAUUUAGAAUUGAAAGAAAAUAAGAGUCCGAAUGAUAACGAACAAUUAAAUAACGAAAUGCCUCCUAAAAAUUACACAAUACCCGAUAAAGGAAAUCUUAUUAUUCCAAGAAUGAUACCUUCUAGUUUAAAUCAGCAGAUGAAAGAACGAAAAAAUUCUGAAGAAGUCAAAGACGUCGCGAAAAAUUGUCCAACGAGAAAGAGUAUAAACGAGCAACCAAAAAUUUUAGAAAGAGUUCCAAUUGCUCCUGCAUCUGAUAUUCAAUGUUCUCAGAAAAAUGAAUUUUUGAAAGUAAAAAAUACACAAUAUAGAAAUCUUGGACUAGUUGGUAAAGGCAUGAGUGGAAAGGUAUAUAGAGUGCAAAAUAUGUCUAACGAUGAGCUGCGGGCUAUUAAAUUCGUAGAUCUUAGUAAAUUGGAUAAAGAAGGAGUUGAUGGUUGCUUGGAGGAAAUUCGUAUGUUGCAUAAGUUACAAGCACCUUGUAUCAUAAAAAUGUUUGACUAUGAAGUGAAGGAAACUUCGGUUUACGUUGUAAUGGAACUGGGAGAUACAGACCUUAGUAGUUUGAUAAAAACAAACUCAGUCGAGAAAGAUCAGUAUUUCACUUUGUAUUAUUGGAGACAAAUGUUGAGGGCUGUAAAUCACAUUCACAAAAAUGGUGUAAUCCACUCAGACUUGAAGCCGGGCAACUUUGUGUUAGUAAAAGGUGCAUUAAAAUUGAUAGAUUUUGGAAUUGCGUCUAGCAUUAAUUCAGAUAUGACGUCGGUAGUAAAAAACUCAACCACUGGAACUUUGAACUAUAUUAGUCCAGAAGCGUUAACUGAUAUUGGAGGUUCUCCAAGUCAAAAUGCUAAACAUAAGAUAAACUACAAGUCGGAUGUUUGGGCGCUGGGUUGCAUUCUUUAUAGCUUGGUUUAUGGUCACACACCAUUUCAAGAUAUACGUAAUCAGUGGACGAAGAUCUCUGCUAUAAUGAACCCGCAACACAAAAUACCUUUUCCUACUAAUAUAGGCGAUAAAUCAAAAUUAGUGCCACCAGUUUUGAUUGAUGUGAUGAGAAAAUGUCUCAACCGCGACGGAAAAGCAAGACCUACAGUACAACAGCUGCUGGACGUUUCAUACAUCUCAUCACAACCUGCACCCCAUUAUGAUAUACCAGCACAGAUCAUGGUUGCCAUUAAACAAAACCGACUCUCGGACGACGAUUGGAGGCAAUUUUUAGAGAUAAUGGAACAAAGAAGGCAGGCGUGAGUCUUUCAAAGUGAUCGACGGAAAUUGUAAAUAAGAAUUUGUCAACUAACGGUAAUGGGGUGCAUGUAAGAUUUUUUUUAUAAUAUAUAAAAUAACAAGAAUUUUUUCUGUUAAUAACUGUUGUUUUUCAAAUGUAUUAUUUAGCAAAGUCUUCGAUCGUCCAAAUAGAAAACUCUUAUAGGUAGAUAGGAAACCUAUCUCGAAUAGAAUGUAACACUAGCCUCUGUCCAGAAAUUCUUCAAAAAUGGUUGUAAAUUUUACAAAUGACCCAUUGCAUUAUAUUUAAAUAUUUUUAAAAAAUGCCUAAUUCUUUCGCUUGAUCAUUUAUUUAUAAAAUAAUUAUAUAAAGCUAAAAUUAAAUUUGAAAUUAAAUUCAAUGAAAUUCGAGAUUCAGGAUGCUUUUUAGAGUGAGUCCCUUUCCUAUCGCAUUGUUAUAUAUGAAAAAGAAUGUACAAUUACAAAAUAAAAUGAUACAUAUUACACUCGAACUAAGUAAAUCGAGAAAAUCUAUAU
Messenger RNA from Belonocnema kinseyi, 3618 nucleotides. RefSeq names its product dual specificity protein kinase Ttk-like (gene Mps1). Gene Ontology annotation, biological process: peptidyl-serine phosphorylation; protein localization to kinetochore; chromosome segregation. The transcript is spliced from 7 exons. Gene Ontology annotation, cellular component: kinetochore; spindle; nucleus. Bases 538 to 3105 code for a protein of 855 amino acids. Lineage: Eukaryota; Metazoa; Arthropoda; Insecta; Hymenoptera; Cynipidae. Gene Ontology annotation, molecular function: ATP binding; protein serine/threonine kinase activity; protein serine/threonine/tyrosine kinase activity. The record is from RefSeq and is a predicted model, not a curated record.